CACCACCACCACCACCACCGAGGAGAAAACCUCCGUUGAGAACCGAUGGUGCCAACUGCAGGGCACAGUCCAGGCGACGGUCCUGGCCGUCCUCGGUCGUGCACGUCGCCAACACGAGGACUACUUCGAUGAAAACGACACCGCCAUCAGCAACCUGCUCGUCGAGAAUAACCGUCUGCACAAAGCCUACGUCAACCGUCCCAACGACGACAACAAAGCAGCCUACUACCGUAGUCGUCGCCUCGCUCAACAGCGAUUGCGCGAGAUGCAAGACGGCUGGACGGCUCGCAAGGCUGAUGAGGUCCAAGGGCACGCGGAUCGCAACGAAGGGAAGGAUUUUUUCUCUGCGAUCAAAGCCGUCCACGAUCCGCCAAACAAAUCAGCUGCAGCACCGCCAACUGAAUCAACCGCACCUAUUCUCGGCUUCGACGACAGUGCCCUCCUCACCGAGAAGACACAAAUACGACAGCGAUGGGCCGAGAUCUUCCGAGGCGUCCUCAACAGCCCCUCCACCAUUUCCGACGCCGCCAUCGCCCGUCUGCCUCAGGUGGAGACCAACGUCGAACUCGACCUCCCGCCCUCUAUGCACGAAACCAUCAAGAGACAAUCUGGCGUGCAUACGUACGCUUUCGAUAAAUUCUCAUCAGGGCUGUACGUUUGUAUUGCUGGUAUUACCGACAAAGACAAGGAAGACUGA
Messenger RNA from Spirometra erinaceieuropaei, 697 nucleotides. NCBI's taxonomy places the organism in Eukaryota, Metazoa, Platyhelminthes, Cestoda, Diphyllobothriidea, Diphyllobothriidae. The record is from the annotation of a GenBank genome assembly.